Macrobrachium nipponense is the source of this 1518-nucleotide messenger RNA. Its product is annotated as actin, alpha cardiac muscle 1-like. The record is from RefSeq and is a predicted model, not a curated record. The coding region runs from base 317 to 1450 and encodes 377 amino acids. The transcript has 2 exons. NCBI's taxonomy places the organism in Eukaryota, Metazoa, Arthropoda, Malacostraca, Decapoda, Palaemonidae.
AGGAACUGAGGACGGCCGCAGUCAAUGCACGCUUCGCCUGUAACGCCCCAUAUCUGCUGAUCACCACAUAAUUCUCGCGUUCUCUCUAUGAACAAUGGUACCUGGCCGUUGGUAUCCGAGUAGGUGACGGGUUGAUGCGUGCUCUUGCUCAGCCUAUGUUGGGGGGAUUUCGUCAUGUAAGUCGGCGACAGUUAAAUCGUGGCUGGCAACCCCAUCGUACUUCGGAGAGUUCCCUAUAAAAAGGCACUGUUCAUGCUCGCUCUUAGCCAGUUGGCCGACGACACUCGUGACCGGUCGCUGACUCCUGACCACAGUCAUGUGUGACGACGAAGAACAAGCGUCGAUCGUCUGCGACAAUGGCUCGGGAAUGGUCAAAGCGGGCUUCGCCGGAGACGACGCCCCCAGGACCGUCUUCCCCUCCAUCGUCGGACGCGCCCGUCACCACGGCGUAAUGGUUGGCAUGGGUCAGAAGGACGCCUACGUCGGCGAAGAGGCUCAGAGCAAGAGAGGCAUCCUUACCCUCAAGUACCCGGUCGAGCAUGGUAUCAUCACCAAUUGGGACGACAUGGAGAAGAUCUGGCACCACUCAUUUUUCAACGAAUUGCGCGUCGCCCCCGAGGAAUCCCCGACGCUUCUGACGGAGCCUCCCCUCAACCCCAAGGCGAAUCGCGAGGAGAUGACCAGGAUCAUGUUCGAGACCUUCGGCGUCCCCGCCAUGUACGUCGCCAUUCAAGCCGUCAUGUCGCUCUACGCUUCCGGUCGUACCACGGGCAUGGUCUGCGAUUCGGGCGACGGCGUUUCUCACAUGGUGCCCAUCUUUGAGGGCUACGCUCUGCCCCACGCUAUGCUAAGACUCGACAUGGCCGGUCGCGAUCUCACCCUUUACUUGAUGAAGAUCAUGACGGAGAGAGGAUACACCUUCACCACGAGCGCCGAGCGCGAGAUCGUCCGCGACAUCAAGGAGAAGCUUUGCUACAUCGCCCUCGACUUCGACAGCGAGAUGAUGACGGCGGCGGCUUCGUCUUCCUUGGACAAAUGCUUCGAACUUCCAGACGGCCAGGUCAUCACCAUCGGCAGCGAGCGCUUCCGAGCCCCGGAGGCUCUCUUCACGCCUUCCGUUUUGGGCAUGGAAUUGGCGGGCAUCCACGAGGCCGUCUACCAAGGGAUCAUGAAGUGUGACAUCGACAUCAGGAAGGACCUCUUCGCCAACACCGUCAUGUCCGGCGGCACCACCAUGUACCCGGGCAUUGCUGACAGGAUGCAGAAGGAACUCACGGGUCUCGCUCCCUCGUCCAUCAAGAUCAAGAUCAUCGCGCCCCCUGAGAGGAAGUACUCCGUUUGGAUCGGCGGUUCCAUCCUGGCCUCCCUCUCCACCUUCGAGUCCAUGUGGGUUUCCAAAGAGGAGUACGACGAGUCUGGCCCCAGUAUUGUUCACCGCAAGUGUUUCUAAUAACAUGAAUAUUCUAUCCAGAUAUAGUAUAUUUUUAUAUGAACAGAAAUUAUAAGGAUUCGUUUUUA